This is a messenger RNA of Pyricularia grisea, 891 nucleotides long. RefSeq lists its product as uncharacterized. Lineage: Eukaryota; Fungi; Ascomycota; Sordariomycetes; Magnaporthales; Pyriculariaceae. The coding region runs from base 1 to 891 and encodes 296 amino acids. The transcript is spliced from 2 exons. The record is from RefSeq and is a predicted model, not a curated record.
AUGCGGAGCCUUAUAAGCAUCUGCCUCCUAGCCACCCUGGCCGUCCAGGCGGCAGGCCAAGCCAUUGGAAACUGGACGAUCUAUCGCUUCUCCCGCAACUGCACCGACGCCGUGGAGCCGCCCAAGGACCAGAACCGGUGUUCGUACCACUUCUUCAUCAGCGAGAAGCCAGCCGGCGCCCCGGGCGCUUCCUUCCAACAAUGCACCAUCCACGUCUACUCCGACUGGUUGCCGGCCACACAGAUCCCAUGGGUGGCCGUGGCCUGCCUGGAGAACACGGAAGUGUCAAAGUACGCCGUCAGCAGCGGUUGGAACAGCAAUGGCUUCAUCACUGUCAACGUCAUGAACCUCUUCACGCUCGAGAACGCGUACUUUGGCUACGACGACAAGGACCUGGUGGGCGGGGCUGAGGUCGCGAGCAAGACGGAGAGGGCAUACAAGUUUGGGACGUUUGAGCCGCUUCACCCUGGCGGUGGUGAACUUUCGAGGUUGGAGCAGCGCAGGUCAGAGGCUCUUGUGCAGAGGCGAGAUGACUGCGAUGAGGCUUGGUGGGUUGUCAAGAAACUGCAAAGGAGGAUAGACAUGUCAAACCACGUGAAGAUGUGGUUUGUCCUGCAGCGUUGCGGCAUGAAAGACGCGCGCUGUGAUCUCCUAACCGAAGGGGCCAACUUCACUCGAGGUAUCGACGCCAGGCUGGACGACUUCCACGAUAAACCCUGCGACAACAACAAAGAUCUUCACAUCUCUUGGGGCUACAAGGCCGACACGGAUGGCGGCGUCAUGACUAUCGAAGAUCGGAAAAUGCGUCUUCGGGCGUUUCUCGGCUGGGAUCAUGUCAAUGAUCAGAUCACCAUUGAAAAGGAGGCUCGCGGCAAGGUAGAGGCCUACUGA